Molecule: messenger RNA, 1603 nt
Organism: Silurus meridionalis
Lineage: Eukaryota; Metazoa; Chordata; Actinopteri; Siluriformes; Siluridae
Gene: fgf17
Product: fibroblast growth factor 17
Exons: 5
Coding region: 360-1013 (217 amino acids)
Biological process (GO): positive regulation of cell population proliferation; fibroblast growth factor receptor signaling pathway; cell differentiation
Cellular component (GO): cytoplasm
Molecular function (GO): type 1 fibroblast growth factor receptor binding; type 2 fibroblast growth factor receptor binding; growth factor activity
Source: RefSeq, a predicted model, not a curated record
ACGCAGCGCGCGCUUUAAGAACCGGAGCAUGAACCUGCACGCCGGCACUAUGAGCACGUGCCGCCGUGCCAGUUAACUAACAAACCCCUAAAUAACACGGACACACACACACACACACACACACGCCAUAUAGCCUACAAUGGACCCGCACCGCCGACCCCGGGUGUGUUCUUCUUACUUGGGCUCAGGAUUCGGAUUUAUUGAUUACGGUUCACUUUUUUCUUUCUGAGGACUCAGUAUUUAUUCUUUAUUAUUUAUUAUCAGCUGAUGGAUUUAAAGCUGAUCAGUUAAAGCACGCUGGAUUAUUUCUGAAAUAUUAUUUUUUGGGGAAAAUCAUUUUAAAGAAGAAGAAAAAGAAGAUGUAUGGAAUUAAUCAACGCUGUUUUUACCUAUCUUUUCACUUCUUUGUGGUUUGGUGCCAUGCCCAGGGGGAGAAUGAGCCUUCUCCUGAUUUUAAGCAGCACGUGAGGGAGCAGGGCGCGCAGACGGACGAGCUCAGCCGGCGGCAGGUGCGCGUGUACCAGCUCUACAGCCGCACCAGCGGGCGCCACGUGCAGAUCCAGGGCAAGCGCGUGAGCGCCACCGCGGAGGACGGCAACGCGUUCGCCAGGCUGUAUGUUGAGACCGACACGUUUGGCAGUCGGGUUCGGAUCAAAGGAGCCGAGAGCGGCCGGUAUCUCUGUAUGAACCGGCGAGGAAAACUGGUGGGAAAGGCCAGUGGCAGAGGCAGGGACUGCAUUUUCACGGAGAUCGUCCUGGAGAACAACUACACCGCCUUUCAGAACGCCAAGUACGAUGGCUGGUACGUGGCCUUUACAAGAAAAGGGAGACCCAUCAAAGCCUCCAAAACCAGGGAGAACCAGAGGGAAGUUCACUUCAUCAAGCGGCUCCACAAAGGCCCCCUUCCCUUCCCCAACUCGGACCGGCCUAAACACUUUGAGUUCAUCAGCUUCCCUCCGAUAAGGCGGGCCAAGCGCAACAGGAAAUCGAAAUCGGCCACCACACAGAGCUAAAGGACUUUUCUUUCUUUUAUAACACGACAGAAGAAGAAGCUAUAUUUUUUAUAUUUUCAUAGUUAAUGGACAUAAAAAAUGCCAAAAAAAAGAGAUGACUCUUUAUAAAGGGGUGUACAUAGGGUAAGAUAAUGAGAGAUGAUGUAUAUAUUUAAUGAGCUCAGAACGUUUGUGUGAGUUGUGUGAGCGCUUUGUGGAGGGAUGCAGGAGACACUGGAGACACUGGUAAUAAAUAAGAUUAUAAAAGAUAUGGAGUGGCAGAUUUUAUUCACAGUAUCCGUCUCAUUGAGGACAACAUGCUGUAGGGAUGAUGGCUGCGGAUGAUGGACGAUACCUUAAAAGCAAAACCGUAAUGGCUUUUUUGUAAUUUUAUUCCGAAAAAAAAAAAAAAUUUAGCAGCCAAAGAACACUUAAUAUAGUAUUACAUACUAAGAUGGUUCUAGAUAUUCUAGGCAGGUUCUAGAUAUUUAGGAGAAGUAGAACCUUGAGGGGUGCACGAGAGGGGCAAAGACUAAAAAAAUGUUUGAUACUUAUUUUUCUGAGAUUUGCACCAGGAAUGUUUUUGGAUAUUUAAAAAAGUUAUACGUGUC